UCCAAGAGCAUCCACCUCUGCUAAAGCUCUGGCAUUCAAACAAGUAGGCUCUUUCCUUAUUUGAAGAUCAAAUUUUCUGUUCAGCUCUGGUCUUUUCAUCAAAAACAAUUGAAAAUCCUCUAUUUCAAUGAAUGUCCAUUUUUCCCCCCUGAAAGAUAAUGUUUAAUCUUGCUGGAUAGUUGAUUGGUUGUAGUCUAGGCUCCUUUGCCCUUCUGGAAUAGCGUAUUUCAAGUCCUUCACUCUUUAAACCAGAAGCUGCUAGGUCCUGGGUAAUCCUGGUGUGGCUCCUCGGUAUUAGAAUUGUUUCUAUCUGCUUGCUUCUCUUCUUAAACUGAUAAUUUUGGAAUUGAGCUAGAAUAUUCCUUGAAAUUUUCACUUUGGGGUCUAUUUCAGGAGGUGAUCAGUAGAUUAGAAAGUCUUUCUUACUUGAAAUUAUUUGAAUUUGGAAGAGGUUUCUGUUUUUGUCUAUGAAUUGAGUGCCUUGCCUGGCAGGGUAGUAAGGAUCAAAUAAAAUAAGAUAUAUUGUUUUGCAAACCUUAAAAUACUUUUCUCACUAUUAAUGCACUCUUGUAGUCUAGAUUCCAGGGCCUAAACUUUGGUUCCUCACAUGAAUCUAGGUUUUUGUUUUUGUUUUUUCUCUAUUUUUGAGACUUUGGACAAUUUGAUUAAUAUCUAAUUGUGAAGUAUCCAGUCCCAUAAAAUGAGAGGUUGGAUUAAUAUUAAAGGGCACUUUGAGCUGAGUAUUAGAACUCCCUCCCCACUCUUCAACCAACCCUAUAGCAAAUAAAGGAACAGAAUAACAAUAGUACCAUCUAGUUGCCAUAUAUAUGCAAUAGAACCUGCCUUAGAUAUUUAUUAGCUGUGUGAUCCUGGAUAAGUAACUUAACUCUUUGUACCUCAGUUUCUUCAUCUGCAAAAGGAUAAUCACACCCACUCAUAAGGUUGUUAUUGGGGCUCAAAUGAGAAUACAUUUAAAGCAUUUAGCUAACAUUUAUGUGGGCAUAAAGUUUGCAAUUCUCUCCUCUGUAAAAAUUGAUUGUGAAUAGGUAGAGAAUAGGGGUUGGUAGAGAAUAGGAGUAACCCUUUGGCAAAUAACUUCUAUGCUAUAGGGCUUUAACUUUUACUAGCAUAUAGAAGAACAUCAGCAGUUUAGUUCAGGUAGCUUCCCCAAGCCUUGAAAAUGUCAAAUUGCAGUUUGAUCACACUUCUCCCCUCCCACACCUUUUAAAAUUAAGAUUAAGGGGUCAUGCUAUGGAAUAGCCUUUUUUUCUUUCUUUCUUUUUCUAUUAGAACAAGGCCUGACUUGGAGAGUGACUCCUUUUCUUGAUUUUUUUUUUAAAUUCCUCCUUAGUUUCCACAAUGUCCACAAUGCCUGCAGUAUCUAGAUGAUCCUGAACUGAAACAUUUCAUAGGAGACCCCAAUAAUGCUGUAAGUUUUGUGAUGGGUUGGAGGGAGGGGGAAGGGAGCCCUUUAUCUUCAUCUUCUCUCUUUGUGCUUCUGAUUAACUCUGAAAUGUCUCUCAGCGGGAAGAAGCAGAGAUGCUGGCUGACAAACUGUUGUACAUUUUCGAACACAGCAAAACAGGCUUUGAGAACUACGACUAUUUCCCACAACAUAAAAUAACAUGCUUCAGUAUUUAUGACAAACUGGGCCAUCUGUGCCCUUUUGAUACAGGCCUAGUUGAAAAGAAUAUAGAACUCUUCUUCAGUGGGGUAGUAAAACCAAUCUAUGAUGAAAACUCAAGUCCAGAGGGUGGUAUCAUUGCCAAAAGACUCGGCCCCAUAAAUGGAUGGUGGAUUACUGGUUAUGAUAGGGGAGAUAAAGCUCUCAUUGGCCUCACAACAGCUUUUGCUGACUAUAUCCUGGUGGAACCUAGCAAGGAAUAUGCUGCUAUCUUUUGCCUGAUGCACGAGAAGAUAUAUCUGAGUAAAAAAGUUGUGGAAUUUUUGCAUGAAAAUACUGAGGCCACUUAUGAAGAGCUCAUCCAAAACAUAGAAUCAAAUAUUCCUCCUCCUGGGCUGAACUUUAGCCAGUUCACAGAAGAUUCCCUCCUUCGACAUUCCCAAUUUAUAGUAGAUCAAGUGCAAAGUUAUGAUGAGGCCCGAGACACUUAUGAGGAUUCUAUCAUUGUUGCUCCCUGCAUGAGGGAUAUGAUCAGCUUAGCUGGUGUUACUCUGGGACAAAGACGAGCCGCAAGGCGGCAAGCUAUGAAACACGCUCCCAAAGAGAAGAAGAAGAAAGCCCCAAGCAAAGCCAUCACCACCAAACUUGUCUACCAGAUCUUUGAUAGCCUGUUCUCUGAGGAAAUUGAUAAAAACGGGAAAGAUGAUUCGGAGGGGGCCAUAAAGCGCCGGCGCUGCGGCAUCUGUGAGGUAAAGCGCAUUUAACGGUGGUUUGCGGAGACUUCUUCUGUCCCACACAUCUCUGGGUUUUACAUCCCCUAGCUACUUCGGUGGUUCCAGGUCCCACUGAAUUCUCCCCUGUAUCUCUUCUCCAGGAUUCAGAUUUUGGUCCAUCCAACUCCCCCGAGUGUGGUUACUUCAUUUGGAUUAACUGCUCUAAGUUCAGCACUCUGCUUGUUUCACAUUGCAAUAAUUGGGACUCUUCUGUGUUUCUCUGAAUCUUUUUCAUUUA
Molecule: messenger RNA, 2635 nt
Organism: Antechinus flavipes (yellow-footed antechinus)
Lineage: Eukaryota; Metazoa; Chordata; Mammalia; Dasyuromorphia; Dasyuridae
Product: DNA (cytosine-5)-methyltransferase 1-like
Exons: 6
Coding region: 1540-2388 (282 amino acids)
Source: RefSeq, a predicted model, not a curated record